AUGUGUGAAGUUUCGUUCUCCCUUGUGAAUGAAUUUCUGUUGCAGACACCUGUAAACACAAUUGCUUCAAAUGCUGGAGUUGAGGGAGCUGUUAUUGUCGGUAAGCUGUUGGAGCAGGAUAACCCCGAUCUCGGGUAUGAUGCACAGCCAAAGGCGGGUAUUAUGGAUCCAUUGAAAGUAAUAAGAACUGCUUUGGUCGAUGUUGCAAGUGUGUCAUCAUUGAUGACAACCACCGAAGCCAUUGUAGUCGAACUUCCCAAGGAUGAGAAGGAUGUUUCAGCAAUGCCUGGUGGCAUGGGCGGCAUGGAUUAUUGA
Messenger RNA from Hibiscus syriacus, 315 nucleotides. Its product is annotated as chaperonin CPN60-2, mitochondrial-like. Gene Ontology annotation, biological process: protein refolding. The record is from RefSeq and is a predicted model, not a curated record. Gene Ontology annotation, molecular function: ATP-dependent protein folding chaperone. Bases 1 to 315 code for a protein of 104 amino acids. The transcript has 3 exons. Lineage: Eukaryota; Viridiplantae; Streptophyta; Magnoliopsida; Malvales; Malvaceae. Gene Ontology annotation, cellular component: mitochondrion; cytosol.